Fusarium poae is the source of this 1389-nucleotide messenger RNA. RefSeq lists its product as uncharacterized. The transcript has a single exon. The record is from RefSeq and is a predicted model, not a curated record. The coding region runs from base 1 to 1389 and encodes 462 amino acids. NCBI's taxonomy places the organism in Eukaryota, Fungi, Ascomycota, Sordariomycetes, Hypocreales, Nectriaceae.
AUGGCCUCUUCUCAAGCUCCUCCCAAAAAGCCACGGCUCUCCCUUCAGAUCAAGACAUCAUGUAGCCCGGCCACAAGAUCAUCAAGGAGUUAUGCCGUUGACCCGAAAGACCCAACUGCCUUUAAUACGUUAUCCAAUGUCUAUGUCACCACCAUUGAAAGGGCUACUCCAGCCCUGCCUGAGCCUAUCACUGCCAUCAACACCCUCCAAGCAUUCAGUCUUGAAACUCCCGUGGAACGCCAGGACCCAAAAUACAGAGUUGUCACUCCUUAUGUCGCUUCUUAUCCUGAGACUCCCUCAUCUGAUACAGCGCCCUCGCCACACCCGGGGCUAGAAAUCAACUACCCCAGCACUAUGACAGCUACACCUCCCCUUUCUGCUGGGCCAGUCGAUCCUCACAACAGCAAAGCCUUUAGCUUCUCACCUGCUGAUAUAUCUGCGGCUCCAGUCCACAAAUCUCACUUACAUGUCGAGAAGCGUACGCUUUCUCGCCCAACAUCUCUGGCGGAACUGACUAUACAAGCGCCUUACACACAUCCGCGCUCACUUCACAGCAUCUUGCGCAACUCGCCUCUUCCACCACCUACUGCCAUUCCUCCACCUUCACCCCGGCGGCAGUCACGACGUCUUCAGGACAAGGCAAAUCGACGAGUGUGCUACAACAACCCUCUGACUCAGGAGAUUGUGACAAACAAGUACACAAAGUCUCACAUUGACUUACUUGUGGAAGAGGCCUCACCUCACUCUCCGCCUUGUGUCCCUCCACAGCCUCAAAAUGCCAUUGAUUUGGCUCUCGCAUUCAUGCCUAACGAGAUUCAGGAUGGUGGGCAAACUCCUGGACCUUUUGAGGAUAUGCGUCGUAGGAUGACGGGCCUGGGUGUUCCAAGUACACCUAGUUCGCCCAUGUCUCCCACAGGGCCGAGGGGCAUUUCGAAGCGAAAGAAGAAGGAGAAGAAGCGUCGUUGGGUAUGGACAAUCGGACAAGAAGACGAUGAUGAUGAGUAUGUGGGAGGGUCUAUCGCUGCUUUGAGGGCCGGGGCGGCCAAAGCUAAGGAUUCUGAUGAAAUUAAGACGCCUGUGACCGCCAUCAGGUCUCCUCCCUUCACUUUUCUCACAACCCCGACACCGAGCACGGAUAGUUUUGAAAGCUUGGAUAGCAUCAUAUCUGAGAGCAACGAUGUCGAAAUGUCCGACACGAGUAGCUGCCUCACAAUACCAGAAGAAUCCCGCCACACGAUUGCAGAGAUGGAUCUGGACAUCAAGACGCCGAUAGCCCAGCAGGACGAUGGGGAAAGCUCAGAUAUGCUCCUCCUGCCAGAUAAUAAUGCUGGUGGGCCUGGCCUGAAGAGGGACUCUCCAGUGCCACCAGACAUGUUGCGUACAGAAUAA